UAUUAAUAAAUAUAACCUCACAUAUUAGACAACAGUAGCCUAUGAUAAUUGUUUUGUUUAAAAUUUUAAGUUGUGCCUAAUGUGCUGAAAUAUGUAAAUAAUUAUGUGUGUCUGAUAAUGUUAAAAUAUUUAAUAAUAUUUCUUUUUAUUUGAAUCGAUUAAUGUAAAAAAUGAGUGUGAGUGAAGCACUUGACAUUGCUACUGCUCUUCCAAGCAAAAAUCAGCCCUUGCUGUUUGAAAUAGUGUCGGCCUUCAUAUCAGAAAAAGAUAGUGAAAGUAAGAAGCAUGUCGUUUACACUUUACAAGUAAGACAUAUUUCUGGUAGAGAUGACUUCAGUCCUGCUACUAUAGACCGUAGAUACACAGAUUUUUUAAAUUUAUAUUUAGCUCUUAAACAAGAAUAUCCUAAUUUAAUGCAAACUGUGCACUUUCCAAAAAAGGUUUUAAUAGGUAAUUUUGAUAAUAAAUUAAUUACUAAUCGAAGUACUGGUUUUGAGACUUUACUAAAACACAUAUCAACUAAUGCCAGCUUGAGAUCAUCUCCAGCACUAUUAAGUUUUCUGCAGGAUCAAGAAUUACUUGAAGCAAAGCAAUUAAUUGAUGAGAAACAAUUUUCUACAGCACUGCCUAUUUUAGAGAACAGUUUUCAGCUACUGAAUAAAAUUUAUACAGAUAGAUCUCCAGCAGUUAUAUUAGCAUUAUGUCGAGUGUUAGGUUGCAGUGUGGCCAUACCAGGAUCUCCAAAUGCCAAAAAGUGGGCUGACCUUGCCCUCCAUCGUUAUGAAGGCGUGAGUGAUAGUGAUUUACUGGAAUUAUAUUUACCCUUGCUACAUGUGUGCAUUAAGGUGUGGUGGCAAAUGGGCUUGAAUAAGGAUCGUUUUGAAACUCGCCUGUUAGAUUUACGUCGACAAGGUUUAAAAGCAAAUGAGAGUCUUAAUCUCUUGGAUGCCAUUAAAGAGGUAGAAGAAAAACUGCAAAAGCUUUCUGUGCCAUCCUAGAAUUUAUAAUAGAAGGAUGCAUCACUAUCAGGAAUAUGAAAUAUUGAAUAAGUUUGAAGGUCUAUUACACAUUUUGAAUAAGUUUAAGUGAAUUUGAAAAUGAGACAUUGGCUGUGUGGGUUUUUAAUAAUGAUGCAUUUUUUAUAUAAAUUUUGAUUAUCAUUAUUAGAUAUAAGUUUAAUAAACAUGAUUUAUUAAAACCAGUAAUGCUUAAGAUAGUUUGAAAAUUAAAAAAUAUCUGCCGGUUGUGACAUAAUUGAUAAAAGUUGCUGUUUGCUCACAAUUCAAUUGUAAAAAAUAGA
Molecule: messenger RNA, 1300 nt
Organism: Agrilus planipennis (emerald ash borer)
Lineage: Eukaryota; Metazoa; Arthropoda; Insecta; Coleoptera; Buprestidae
Gene: Snx21
Product: sorting nexin-21
Exons: 3
Coding region: 171-998 (275 amino acids)
Biological process (GO): protein transport
Cellular component (GO): early endosome membrane
Molecular function (GO): phosphatidylinositol phosphate binding
Source: RefSeq, a predicted model, not a curated record